UGUGGGAGCACGCUUGCUACUCUCUCCAGUCCUUUCACUUGGAGCAAUAGAGGUUGUAGUAGUAAGUGGAGCCUGAGCAGGAGUCCUGACUGGAGCCAACGCGCAGCUUUUCAUGUUCAACAAAACACAUGGAAUAAUGUUAGCUUGAAUUAUUUGCUUUUCAGCGCUGGAUAGGGGAACAUUUUUGGACUCUCGUGUGAAGUUAUUUCGAGGUAUUUUUACACCUUACCUUGACAUUAUGAAGAAAUAUCCAUGUUUUAUUCCCGGGAGAGGAUGACGUUUUAUUGAACUACUUGCUAAUUUGUGUUUUGCAUGCUAACUGUUAAGUGGUUUUGCUAGUUUGGAGUUGCACGCGCUCACUUUUUUCGCGGUACUUUUUCAAAAAUUAGCUCAAAAUGAAACGCGUGGGUGUUGCUGUUUUGAUUAUAAUGGCCGCUGCUACCAUAAGAUGCGGAGAUAGCCAAAGUGACUCAACAGGUGAGAGGAGGGAAGGCGCACAAGAAGAUGGGUCACUUUGGGAGCAACAAAAACAACACAAACACCAAUUAAGGACUCAAGGUCACUGGGCGAGGGGGCUAGGAGAGGAGACUGCCCUUUCCCCGGGGCAAGAGGCUGCUGCAGACGCCUCCUCUUCACCUCGGAGCGCCAGACAAGCACCAAGCCAGAGCCAGCUCUCUCCACAGCAGAGAGGCAGAGUGAGCCACAGGCAGAGCACCAGGCAGGGCGCCGCUGGCACCACGAGGAAGCUCAUUGGGCCUAAUGUGUGUGGAGGUCACCAGUGCUGCUCAGGCUGGGCUGUGGCUCCAGGAACCAAUCGCUGCAUCAAACCUGACUGCCAGCCCCCCUGUCAGAACCGUGGCUCUUGCAGCCGGCCUCAUACCUGUGUGUGUCGCUCGGGCUUCCAGGGGCCCCGCUGUGAGGAGGUGACCCCGGAGCAGGUGUACAUUCAUGACAGAGGGGCCCUGAGACGAGUACAACCUGGGACCAAUGCUUUCCACAGGGACCAACCACAAAGACGACCUAGUGACAGACAGGCCGGUGAUAGUACCAGGAGCCAGACCCCACGACCCACCACCACCAAACAGCCCACCCACUCCACAACCCAGGUGAGAAGAGGACCCCCUGACUCGUCCCCACAACAGACUGGGACCUCCCGCACUGUGAAGCGCUACCCAUCAUCCAAUGGUCCCAUUACUUCCAACGCCCUCCCUAACACGUAUGCCUACUCCAACAACUGGAAUGGUCAUAGUCGAAUAUACAGGCCUCCCGCCAAUAGCCCGAUGCAUGGACAGCACAACAAUGCAGUAUUACCAGCAGGGGCCAAUCUCACCUCCAGCCUGGACCGCAUUAAGAUCAUCUUCACCCCCAUGCUCUGCCGGCGGGUCUGCAGUAGUGGACGCUGCUACAACAGCUGUGAGAAGGGAGACACCACCACUGUUUACAGUGAGAAUCCACAGCCACAGCAGCCGCAACAACCCAAGAACCAGGGCUUCAGACUCUUCUUCUGUCAGAUCCCAUGUCAAAAUGGUGGCCGCUGCAUUGGCAGAGAUCACUGCUGGUGUCCGUCUAAUUCAACAGGAAAGUUCUGCCACCUCCCUUCACCUCCUCCUCCACCCAGGCCAAGCCCCCCCAGCACAAAGGAUACCAGCCAGCAUGGGCCCUCACACUCCAUGUACACCUUGCCACUCUCUAACCAACAAGCCUCACUCCACCCCUCUAUAGUAAAUGUCCACAUCCAGCACCCUCCUGAAGCUGAAGUCCAGGUGCACCAAGUGGCACGUGUCCAGCCAGGGCAGAGACCUCCUGUCGCAGAAGGGGCUCACUCAGUACAACAGCGCUCGCAACCUAGCAACGGACAUGAACCCACCAAUGAGCACACAGACAGGCAGCAUCACAACAAUGACCAGACCCCCCACAGGCCACACCCUUACCCCAAUGGCAACGGAGUCGGUAGAUGCUUCCAGGAAACUGUGGAUGGACAAUGUGGUAAGCCUCUGCCAGGCCUUACCAAAAAGGAUGAUUGCUGUGGAAGUGUGGGAGCCUCCUGGGGUCUCAACAAGUGCCAGAAGUGUCCAGCUAAACCAGCAUAUGCAGUGAUUGCCAACGGACAAGUGGAAUGUUCGAAAGGUUAUAAAAGGCUCAAUCUCACACACUGUCAAGACAUAAACGAGUGUACUCUUCCUGGGAUCUGCAAGAAUGCUGACUGUCUUAACACCAAAGGGAGCUACAGGUGCACGUGUAAACCAGGAUUCAUGUUGGACCCGGCUCGAAGCCACUGCAUCUCUGACAAGGCAGUGUCUGACCAGAGGGGGAUGUGCUAUAGAUCGCUGUCAGCCAGGACGUGCUCUCUGCCUCUGUCUCAGCACAUCACAAAACAGAUCUGUUGCUGCAGUCGAGUGGGCAAGGCCUGGGGACAUGCCUGUGAGCGCUGUCCUCUGCCUGGGUCAGACCACUUUAAGGAGAUUUGUCCAGUGGGUCACGGAUACACCUACUCUCGCUCCGAUGUGCAGAUCUCUCUCCGGCAGCUGGACGAUGACGAGCUGCAGAGCACAGGGCUGUCAUGGGAGGAGGAGAGCCCCACUUACCCUCAGCUCCCCUCCUUCGAUCCCUCCCUCCCUCAUUUGCACCCCAGUCACCCGGAUACACCCCAUCGACCGCAGCAUCCUGUGUACCCCCAGACGCCACAUGUACCACGGCAACCGGUCACACCACACCUACCAUACCCUCCCUUCGUGGACAAUAAUACUCCAAGAGAGACUGAUGAUGUGGAAAUUCUGAUCCCGCCAGCUGUUGUGACUGACUCACCACUGAAAUAUCCAGACUCAACAAUCAACCUCCAGAGACCCGAUUCAAAGGAUGCAACCUACUCAGGUCCUUCCUCAGAUGUUGACAAGUGUGCCACCACCCCUAACAUUUGUGGUCAUGGGAGAUGUAUCCCCGUACAGACUGGCUACACCUGUGACUGCAACCCCGGCUUUAAACUCAGUGCUCUGCAGACCAACUGUAUCGAUGUGAAUGAAUGUGAUGAGGACCCAUGUGAGGGAAAAGGCCGCUGCAUCAACAGCUUUGGCUCUUACACCUGCCACUGCUACAGCGGCUACAGUCAGGUGAUCACCCAGAACAGGAAGUACUGUCAAGACAUUAAUGAGUGCAACGUGCCCAAUAAGUGUCAGAAUGGCAAAUGUGUCAACUCUGAAGGAUCUUACACUUGUGAAUGCAACACUGGAUAUGCCAAAUCCUGGAGAGGCCAUUGUGAAGAUGUGGAUGAGUGCAGAGACUCCAGCUCGUGUCCUCACAGUUUAUGUGUCAACACUUUGGGCUCCUUCCUGUGCCAAACAUGUGACCCUGGGUUCAGGCCGCUCCAUGACAGAUGUGUGGAUGUAAACGAGUGCCUGAACCAAACUGCUUGCAGCCAUGGUAGGUGUGUCAACACCGAGGGCUCCUAUAGGUGCAACUGUUUCCAAGGAUACAAACUGUCAUCAGACAACUCCUGCCAAGAUGUGGAUGAGUGUGUGCGUCCAGGAGUAUGUCUCUAUGGACGCUGCUCCAAUCUGGAUGGAAGCUACAAGUGCAGCUGUAACCAUGGUUACAAAGUCACAUCUGACGGCAAAGCCUGUGAAGAUGUCAACGAGUGUGCAGCUGGUAAUGCGUGCCCUGCAGGAAUCUGCCUCAACACAGUGGGAUCCUUCACUUGUCAGAAAUGCAGGCCUGGCUUUGGGCCGUCUGUGGAUGGACUCAGAUGUGAAGAUGUGGAUGAAUGUGCACAGGGAGAUGUGUGUCAUGGUGGGAUUUGUGCAAACACUGAGGGGUCCUACACCUGCACUAGGUGUAAGGCCGGCUAUAGUGUUUCCUCAGACCGCAGGAGAUGUGAAGAUAUCGAUGAGUGCCGGUCUCUAUCAACUUGUGCCAAUGGGAUCUGUCUGAACACGGAGGGUUCUUACACCUGUGAGAACUGCCCCUCAGGCUACACAGUGUCUUAUGAUGGAGAGCUGUGUGAAGAUAUUGAUGAGUGCAGACUCCCGCACACUUGCCCACAGGGCAGAUGUACCAAUACUCAUGGCUCUUUCACCUGUCUAGAGUGUCAGCCUGGGUUCAGAGUCUCUGAUGAUGGUUUACAGUGUGAUGAUGUAGAUGAAUGUUUGGUGGGUAACGUGUGCCCAGGCCAGCAGUGCCUCAAUACUCAAGGAGGAUACACCUGUAGAAGCUGUGGAGUGGGACUACAACUGUCCAGUGAUGGUUACACCUGUGAAGACAUCAAUGAAUGCCUCACCCCAGGAGUCUGCCCCAUGGGUGUUUGUACCAAUACAGAGGGCUCGUUCUCUUGCAUGACCUGUGACCCUGGCUACACUGCAGCACCCAAUGGAGUUUCAUGUGAAGAUCUGAAUGAAUGUGAUGACCCUCAAAAGUGCAGUGGGGGUCUCUGCACCAACACCAUUGGCUCCUUCAGCUGCUCCUGUCCCAGUGGCUCCGAGUUGGUGUACGGGACAUCAUGCCAGGAUAUCGAUGAGUGUUCGCGGGUUGUUGGGCUGUGCGGAGAGGGGCGCUGUCAGAACACACCCGGGUCCUACGUCUGCCUGUGUCCUGAUGGAUAUACCACCGAGGAAGGCAGAAGCGGCUGCCAGGAUGUGGAUGAGUGCAGUAAGGACGUGUGCAUGCGGGGCCAGUGCGUCAAUAGCGCUGGUUCCUAUAUUUGUCUGUGCAAAGCGGGAUUCAAGUUCAACUCCGAGACAGCUGAUUGUGAAGAUCAGAAUGAGUGCACAGAUUUCGGAAGUUCCCCUUGUGGUGCUUGGCGCUGUGAGAACACAAUAGGCUCUUAUCGGUGCUUCCAGGGCUGCCAGCCUGGUGUGAACAGAGAUGACGCCAUAGACUGUGAUAUCGACGAGUGCCUCAAUGAAACCAUCUGUGGGAACAACGGCAUGUGCGAGAACACGGACGGCUCGUUCCGCUGCCAGUGCGACCAAGGCUACACCAACCCCCCAGGAGACAUGACCAGAUGUGUGGACGUGAACGAGUGUGAGAUGAGCGAGGCGCGGUGUGGGGAGGCCCUCUGUGAGAACCACGACGGCAGCUUCCUGUGCUUCUGCCCCAGCGCCAAUGAGGAAUUUGAUCCCAUAAGCAGCCAGUGCCGCCCUGUCGAUGAUAUAGUGGCCAAACCUCCUCUUCUUCCUUCUGUUUCUACGUCUGAAGAAAGGAAGGAGUGCUACUACAAUCUGAACGAUGCCAACUUCUGCGAUAACGUCUUGUCCCGAAACGUGACCAAACAGGAGUGCUGCUGCACCGUGGGAGCAGGCUGGGGGGACAACUGUGAGAUCCACGCCUGCCCGGUCCUAGGGAGAGAUGACUAUAACCAGCUGUGCCCUCAUGGCAGUGGACUAUUAUCUGUGUCAGUUUCGAAGGUACAAGCUCUGGGAGACCGGCGCCCCUAUAUAGAUGCCAACGAAUGUGAAAUGUUUGGACCAGACAUCUGUAAGAACGGACAGUGCUCCAAUCUGUUUUCAACCUAUACCUGCUACUGUCGAUCUGGCUUUUACUACGACAACAUCCGCCUAGAGUGUGUGGAUUAUGAUGAGUGCGAGCUGGGUAAUAUGUGUGUGGACGGAGUAUGUGUCAACACUGCCGGCUCUUUCAACUGUUUUUGUAGUCCUCCAUUAGUGCUCGACAGCACGCGGCGCCGCUGUAUUAGCCUCAACACCACAGAAAUCGCAGAGCCUGACCACGACGUGCACAUGGACAUCUGCUGGCAGCGUUUGGAAGGUGAUAACAUGUGCUCCGAGCCGCUGCAAGGGCAGAGAACCACGUACACUGAGUGCUGCUGUCUGUUCGGGGUGGCCUGGAGUGGGCAAUGUGCCUUCUGCCCCAGGAAAGACUCUGAGGACUAUGCCAUAAUGUGCAACUUGCCACGGAGAGGAGGCAGCGACAGUCUGAGAGAGCGCCCUGGUUAUGAAUACGGGGUAGAGGGACCAGAUGACGAGACUGAGCCUUUUGUACCACCAUACUGGGACAACUACGGAAACCCGGCAGGUCCCUAUGAAGUUCCUGAUAGUGUUCCUCUCUUCAAUGACAAUGACUACAGCGUCAGACAGCCUCCCGUCAGGGUUCCAGUUCACCGACCCAGAGAGCAACCACCAAGACCAGUGGACUUUACUGAGCGGUAUGAAGGUUUUGAAGGACUACGAGCAGAAGAAUGUGGAGUUUUAAACGGCUGUGAAAAUGGCCGCUGUGUCCGGGUGAGGGAAGGAUACACCUGCGACUGCUUUGAUGGCUAUGAACUUAACUUGAACAAGAUGGCAUGUAUUGACAUAAAUGAGUGCGAGGACAUCAGCGACAAGGUUCCUCUGUGUCAGAAUGGACUGUGCUCCAACACUGAGGGCUCGUACAAGUGCACCUGUCUGCCUGGCUUCGUGGCAUCUGCCCAGCCGCACAAAUGUAUCCCCGCCAUCCCCGAGAGACCCACAGCCACAGACAAGAGGAAAGACGGUGACUGAGGAGGGCCUUCUGCUGCUCUAUAGACUAUACAGCACUCAACUACAGCAAUGCAGAGACAUCCCUAAACCCACCCCCCACCCCGCCCGUUCAUAGUACUCACAUGAAUUACACGCUGGUUAACCUAAACUGAACACUGAAGGCUUCACGUGGGAUAGGCUUCAUUACUUUUCUAUUGCCUUAAAGGGAUUCUGUGGACUGUUUUCUACAACUCUAUGUCACCAUAUUGACAGUGUUUCCUGUUUCUUAACUGCUUAUUUAUUAUUUUGUUCUGACGGGCCUCUGCAAACCAAGUAGAUUUCAGAUGGCAUACGUUACUCCUCUUGUCUGACCACAACAUUUCAAAUGUAUUGUAUGUCUGUACCAGAUUGAGGUAAAGGAAGAUCCCAGCCAAUAUAACUUCAGAGUGAUUAUAAAUACAUUAUAAUAUUUAUAAAGUUAAUGAUUUAAGUUGAUACAAGGGCCAAUAAAAUGUAAACUGAUGCCACAGUUGCCUAUAAGACAAAUGCACAUCUAGACAAUGAACACAGAACACUUCCUUUCAUGAUGUGUGACUAAAAGAUUGUAAAUGUAUAAUUGUCUAAAUUAUGUUUUUGUGACUCAAGGCAAAGUGAGUACUCGUCUGCUCCAUGUAUUUAUCUUUUUACCAGUUUUUUUCUAUAAAGAAUUCAAUCCUCACCGUAUUCCCAUGUUUCCAUGCACUUGUUUCAGUUUUCACUGCAGUAAAACACAUUUGGAUCACCAACCCAUUUCUUUAUGUGCAUUUCUAAUCACAGAAAAAGGUUUGAUAAUUUGUGUACAGUUCUAGCACAAUGUAUUAUUUUUGUUACAUAUUCUGCAUUAUAGUUCAAUCAGUAUUUUGUUAUAACACAUAACAUAUGUAGAUGUAUACAUGUUUGUACAAAUGUAUCUUUAGUGUGAGGGGAGUGGCUGACACUGUACCAGAAGAUGUAUCCUGCCCUGUGGAGCAGACAAUGAAAUAUAUUUUUGGAAGUGACAGCACUGUUUGACAAACUUUUGCCUUUGGAAAGACUUUGAAAUGCAAGCACAUGUGUGCAGCACAACGUUGGGAUUAAUGAUUAGUGUUUGAGCAUUUCUACUCCAUCAUGAAUGUAUCUGUCACCCAUGAUCUGUUUAGAUUUGGGUUUUUCAUACUCAAGUGUAACAUCCUGGGAUACCUUUGGACAUUACACCAGCAGAUUAACAUACAUAUAUUAUAUAAGCAGUUUCUUAUAAAAACUCAUUAACAUCAUCACGUUUUUCUGUAAGUCUCAUUUUAGUGGUAAAUCUAUGGUCAUUGAAAAUAUGCUCUUUAAUUUUGGUUACCUUUUGACUGUCAUGUUUUUUCAGUCAUCAAAAUAAAAAAGAUAUACAUAAA
Periophthalmus magnuspinnatus is the source of this 7861-nucleotide messenger RNA. Its product is annotated as latent-transforming growth factor beta-binding protein 2-like. The transcript has 41 exons. The coding region runs from base 396 to 6485 and encodes 2029 amino acids. NCBI's taxonomy places the organism in Eukaryota, Metazoa, Chordata, Actinopteri, Gobiiformes, Gobiidae. Gene Ontology annotation, molecular function: calcium ion binding. The record is from RefSeq and is a predicted model, not a curated record.